AUGGCUCUAGUUGGAGGCGACAUGCUCCUGCUACUUUUGGCCAUGGUCCCUUCUACACCCGCUCCUUCCCAAACGGGAACCACUCUACUCUUUUCAUCACGUUUCCAUCUCAAACCAUCAGAGGUCAACCUAGUGUGUCUUGUCUAUUUCAAUUCGUCCAAGCGUCGUCUCGUGCGUGCUCACUUCGCCGUCAUCGUUUCCUUACCCGCCAACAUCACGGAAAUUGACAUCGACACCAUUACCUCGGCGGAGAUGUACCCGACGUUUGCAACUAGAUUGCGAAUGACUCUGCGCGUCCUGGAAGUUGGCGAGCUAUACCACAUGGGCUGUGGCGGAACAUCAACUCGCAAACAGCUUAAGGAGAUCAUGCGUGAUUGUCUUGACGAAUUCCUGAGCCAUAUCCUACGCGGCUUGAGGCUCCGAGAGGAUAUGAAAGGAGGUAUUGCUCAACCGCAGUGA
This is a messenger RNA of Aspergillus puulaauensis, 459 nucleotides long. RefSeq lists its product as uncharacterized. The transcript has 2 exons. Lineage: Eukaryota; Fungi; Ascomycota; Eurotiomycetes; Eurotiales; Aspergillaceae. The coding region runs from base 1 to 459 and encodes 152 amino acids. The record is from RefSeq and is a predicted model, not a curated record.